Messenger RNA from Cyclocybe aegerita, 4587 nucleotides. Lineage: Eukaryota; Fungi; Basidiomycota; Agaricomycetes; Agaricales; Hemipholiotaceae. The record is from the annotation of a GenBank genome assembly.
AUGCUUUUACAUCUGGACGAAAUAAAUUGGCCCUAUACUGGUGUUUCUAUUCUUAGUUGGUUCACAGGUUAUGGGCCCCGCUCCCUACGCUUAAACUCGACGAUCAACCUCAGCAUUUUAUUUUUGCCUACACACCAUGUCUACUGCCACGACUUCUCUCUCCGACACCCUUCCAUCCUCUAUGCCGUCGAGGCUAAAUUCUGGGGUCACUUCAUUGGUACCGACCCUUGCCCUGUUCCUGCAGCCACUCCUACCCCUGCCCCUACCCCCGUUACUGUUACUGCCAGUGCCGUGACUGCAGCUGUUGUGGGCGCUGUCCCUCCAACCAUUGGUGCGACGGCGACCCCUACCACGGCUGAGAUAGCUGCUAUGGAGAAGUGGGACAAGGAUGAGCGUGCGGCGAAGUCUUUACUCACCCAGAGGAUUCCCGAUUUGACGUUGAUGCGUAUCCACUCGAAGAAGACCAUCUUCAAGAGGUGGUCCACCAUCGUCAGCGAGUACACGGAGAAGGGCGCUUAUGCACAAACCGAGAUGCGUACGAAGUUCUUGGGGUCGAAGUGCCCUGACAAGGGCAAUGUGCGUGAGUUCCUGGAUUCCUUGGCCACCAAGAGGGAACAGCUUGCUUCAGUUGGUGUCAACAUCGAUGAGAAAGACUAUCACUCGACCAUCCUGCAGUCCCUUCCUAUCCCACUCUCAAACUUUGCAUCGGCGCAGCUUGCUGCUGCCCGAAUGUUCUCCCCAACCAGUACCAUUGCUCCUGACACCCUCAUUCGGCUUAUUGGCGAGGAGUAUGACCACCAGAAGUCCCAACGUUCUGGGCACUUGGGAAAGGCGAGGGAGGACGACCGCGACGAGGUGAUGGCAGUCUCAUUGAACACUUUGAACAACACAGGUGGUGGACAGGCUGUGAAUGGUGGAGGUGGCUCAAGCAGGGGGUGCUGGAAGUGUGGCGACCUUGGUCACUGCAAGAGUCAGUGCCUGAAAAUGAGGAAGAUUGUCGACAAUUUGACUCAGAAGGCAGCUUCUUCAAAGGCGGGUGGGUCUGCGAAUGUGGUUGAGGUUGAGGAGGGGGACAGUGACGGUGUUUUCGCGGUCAUGGUCGAGUCUGAUGAUGAAACGUCAGUGCAUGGUUCAAUGCCAGGGCUCCAGUCAAAUACCAACGCGGUGAUGGGGAGCAACGAUUAUUCCGACGCCGACAGUGACUCCCUCCCGGUGCCUCACCAGUCUGAUGCGCUGAUGGACAGUGACUGGUUCUCAGAUGUCGGAAGUGACGCUGGAGACUAUGACGACCCAUUCUGGAGCUCUGAGGAUGGAUCCGACGAGGAGGAGGAGAGGUUGAUGGCCGAGUUCUACGCCAUCAUCAACACCGUCAAGGAGAAAUUUGACGUCGAGAAUGCCUUCCUCGAAACCCCUCGCGUCGAGAUCUACGACUCGGGCUCAACUCGCCACAUCUCCCCUUACCGCGAGGACUUUGUCAACCUCACGGAAAUCCCACCGCAAACACUUCGCGCUGCCAACAAAAACAACUUCAGUGCUACUGGGGUUGGCGAGCUCAUCAUUGACGUACCUAGCGGUGUCAACAUGAAGCAGCUCCACCUCACAGAGGUGCUCUACUCUCCCGAAGUUGGCUAUACACUUGUCUCCAUUGGGCGGCUUGAUGAGAAGGGGUUCUCCACAACGUUUGCACAUGGGAAGUGUGUUAUUCGAGGACCAAAGGGUGAAGAGGUUGGCGAGGUGGCAAAGAAUGCGAAGGGCUUGUACCGCGUUGAGCACGACGACGACACGGUCAAUUCAGUGAUCGAGACGAUCACUUUGGACCAGUUCCACCGUCACAUGGGCCACAUAUUGCCUGAGGUUGCUCGUCGACUUGUAUCCAACAAGUUUGUGACAGGUGUUUGUCUCACAACAAUGUCGACGUCUGGUGAUCCUUUCUUCUGUGAAUCGUGCGUUUAUGCCAAGGCGACGAGGAAGUCGGUGCCGAAAGAGAGAGCUGGGGAGAGGGCGAGCGAGUUUGGUGGUGAGGUUCAUUCGGAUCUCUGGGGACCAGCGCCUGUUUCUACAUGGGGCGGUCGGCGCUACUAUGUCACCUUCAUUGACGACAAGACGCGACUCACUCACCUCUACCUCAUGCGCAAUAAGUCUGACACUUUUGCCAAGUACAGGGAGUACGAGGUGUGGUGUGAUGCACAGCUAGGUGCUCGAGUCAAGGUUUUGCACUCGGAUCGAGGGGGAGAGUACACCGGGAAGGAGUUCGUUGUCCAUCUCAAGGCUCGCGGCACGGCGAGGAAGCAAACCGUCCAUGAUACCCCUGCCCAAAAUGGUGUUGCGGAACGUCGUAAUCGCAUCAUCAUGGAGUGCGUUCGAGCGCUAUUGCACAGUUCUGGUCUGCCAAAGUUUCUUUGGGGCGAGGCUGCUCGCCACAUCGUUUGGUUGUUAAAUCGGACGUCGACGAAGGCGGUGGAUGGCAAAACCCCCUACGAGGCAGCUUUUGGGAAGAAGCCUGACCUCCGCGAGGUACGUGAGUGGGGCGAGAAGGUGUGGGUGCGCAUCGAGGGAGGGAACAAGUUGGGUGGGCGGGUGCGAGAGGGGCGUUGGAUGGGUUUGGAUGAGAAGUCAAAGGGUGUGAGGGUUUAUUGGCCUGACAAGAGGACUGUGACGGUGGAGCGAAAUGUCUAUUUUGACAAGACAGCCUCAUCAGUCAGCCGUCUCGAGGGGGAGGACUGGGAAUUCAUCGAAACGACGCCUGAUUCAAUGCCGGAUGGACUUACCAGCACCCCAUCUGUCAAUACACAAGCUUCUACAUCCGCACCAACUCCUCUCGAGACACCUGCAACCACUAUCCCUGCUCCCACAGACCCCACGGACUCAAACACGUCAAAUUCUAGCGACCACGAGACGCCCUUGGAGCCUGAAACUCGGUCGAAACGCACUCGGAAGCCUACACAACAUCUCCGUGACAUCCUUGAGGGACACGCCGUCUUGUCCAAUCGUCCUGGGGCACCAAAGGUUACACCCGGGGUGCAGCUCCCUUCGGAGAUCCUCUACGCUCUUUAUAGCAAGGCUGGUUUUGAGGGGGAGAACGAGGAUGGGUGGGUGAUGGUGGCAGACUUCAUUGAUGAGUAUGCAAUGGCGGCAGAAAUCAGUGAGAAAGAGGCUUUAGAGCCCCAUUCUCUCGCCGAGGCAAGGACUCGACCUGAUUGGCCGUUGUGGGAGAAGGCGAUCCUGGAAGAACUCGCUGUUUUGAAAGCUGCGGGUACAUGGGAACUUGUCGACGCACCUCCUGGAGCCAAUAUCAUUGGUUCAAGGUGGGUUUUUCGGGCAAAGAAGGAUGCUGCUGGCAACGUGGUGCGCUACAAGGCUCGUCUCAUCGCGCAAGGUUUCUCCCAAGUCCCGGGGAUCGAUUACUUCGACACGUUCGCACUGGUCGCACGCCUUGCUUCUAUUCGGGCCGUUCUCGUGAUGGCGGCUGUCCAUGACUACGAAAUCCAUCAAGUUGAUGUCAAAGGUGCUUACCUAAAUGGCAUUCUCACCGCCGACGAGGUUAUUUUUAUGCGCCAACCCCCCGGAUAUAGGAUUUCUGACAGCGCGGGAAAGAGGUUGGUGGAGAUCAUGGUGCUGCUUGGUUUUGAGCAGUGUGCGGUCGACCAGGCAGUUUUCUUUAAGCGCCGCGGCAAGGCGCUUGUGAUCGUGCUUGUGCAUGUCGACGACUGCACAAUUGUGGCCACUGCACUGCCACUGAUCGAAGCCUUUAAGGCUGAGGUCGCCAAGCACGUUGAAAUCACCGAUUUGGGCGAACUCCACUGGAUCCUCGGCAUUGAGGUUCAGCGCAAUCGCGAAUGCCGUAUUAUUUUCCUUUCCCAACGCUCGUACAUCGACUCGAUCCCGUCUCCCUCUACCACUGUCGAGAUCGCGAAGAUGGCAAAUAUCCCAUACCACAAGGCCGUUGGUUCUCUCAUGUACGCCUCACUUGGUACAUGCCUGGACAUCACCUUCGCUGUCCAAACCGUCUCGCGAUAUGCCUCAAAGCCUGGUCCCGAGCACUGGGAGGCCGUCAAGCGGAUUUUUUGCUACCUGAGUGGUACGAAGGAGUUGUGGUUGAGUUUUGGUGGGGACACGAAGGGGCUGGUUGGAUUUGCGGAUGCGGAUGGGAGUAUGGCAGAGGAAUGUCACGCGAUCUCGGGGUAUGCCUUUUUGCUUCACGGCGGUGCUGUUUCGUGGAGUGCUAAGUGCCAGGAGAUCAUCUCACUGUCCACCACGGAAUCUGAGUAUGUCGCAGCGAUGCAGGCCAUGAAGGAGGCUCUCUGGCUCCGCUCCUUGGUCUCGGAGCUUUUUGCCAUCGACCUCGACACGACCACUUUAUUUUUGGACAACCAAUCGGCCAUCGCGCUCACAAAAGACCAUCAGUAUCACGCCCGCACUAAACACAUCGACAUUCGGUUUCAUUUCAUUCGCUGGAUCGUCGAAAAGGGGUCCAUUCGACUCGUCUACUGUCCUACUGGCAAAAUGGUUGCGGAUACUCUCACCAAGGCCCUCCCUUCUGCAAAGGUGAAGCAUUUCGCUUCGGAGCUCGGACUCGUGCUCAUUUGA